AUGCUCAUGACACUUCACUCUCCAGCUGAGGUCGCCGACAGCCCGUUACCGAUCCACCACGUGCAGCAACACCUCCUCGGCGCCCAUGGCAGCUCGCCGUACGGGUCACCACCCAAAGACGCCGCACAACAAAGGUCUUUGUCUGCAAGAGGUGAUCACGCUCCACAAGCCUCGCUGGUGGCCAACAAGCUCGGCUCUGCAUCUGUCUGUGAGGGGGAGGGUGUUGAGGCGGAGACAGUCGCGCUUGCAGAAGUACAGCAGCGCGGCCCGUCUCCCACGGAAGCCGGUGCAAGCGAUGCGUUGCUGAAGUGCGUUGGCCUCGGCGCCGUGGAUUCCGAGCGUAACGUGGAUGAAGAGAUAGACGCGAAGGGUGGAAGCAAGCGCGACGAGGCAAGUGGCAGUGGCAGCAGAGAUGAAAUUGCCUUCGCACUGAGCGGCAUGCAUGAUGCUUGUGUCGUGGCAAACGUGCUGGCACCGCCGUCAGAGAGGUUUGCUGUCGGAAGGAAUGUGGUGUCGAGCAACCACGGCGCCGCUGAUGGCAUUGAUGGCUUUGAGUCUCGCUCCGAUCAGCCACUGACCUCCUGCUGCGUGGACCGGCGCUGUUACCCUGACAGCUGGCGACAGACUCGGCCGCGGCGCCACGCGUUCGAGCGCCCGCUGCACUCCUAUCAGAUUGCAGGCCAGAUUUACUGCCUGGUGAUAGUUAUAUUAUUUUGGUCUAGCGUGUUUUCGGCCUACGUGCUGCUCUACACCCAGGACAAUCAGGACUGCAUGGCUGAGCUGGUCACCUUUGCUUUCCUCGUGCUUGCCGGGACGAUAUGGCUCUACGGGUCCCUCAUAUUGAUCUCCUUCAGGGACUGUGCAGACCGCAGCAACACGGGUGAGCUCUGCGUGUUCUGCCGGCGCUGCACGCGCUUGAGCUCGAAGCACUGCAAGGCGUGUAACAAGUGUGUGGAGGGAUUCGACCACCACUGCAAGUGGCUGAACAUGUGUGUCGGGAGGAACAACUAUACCCUGUUUUUCUGCUUCGUGAGCGGAUGUGUCUUCAGCAACUUCGCGACCCUUGCCAGUGUCAUCUGCUUGCUCGUGCGAUGGUGGCAUAUGCUGGCGAAGAAUCACAACGCGUACUUCCGAGUGGGCCCGAUUGUGCUCUGCUUCGGGGUCCUUGUUAGCCUCGGCCCCAUUGUGUAUUUGCUCGGAUUUCACGUCUACUUGCAUCUUAUCCUGAAGACGACGACGUACCAGCACAUGGUGGGCAAGCGUGAGGAGACCUUCCAGAUCCUUGUCGAGAAGGAGCCCCAAAAGACGCAGAAAAGGUGUUUCUGCUGCUAG
Leishmania braziliensis MHOM/BR/75/M2904 is the source of this 1332-nucleotide messenger RNA. Its product is annotated as putative zinc finger domain protein. Gene Ontology annotation, biological process: peptidyl-L-cysteine S-palmitoylation; protein targeting to membrane. Gene Ontology annotation, cellular component: endoplasmic reticulum; Golgi apparatus. NCBI's taxonomy places the organism in Eukaryota, Euglenozoa, Kinetoplastea, Trypanosomatida, Trypanosomatidae. Bases 1 to 1332 code for a protein of 443 amino acids. The transcript has a single exon. The record is from RefSeq and is a predicted model, not a curated record. Gene Ontology annotation, molecular function: protein-cysteine S-palmitoyltransferase activity.